AUGACUGAUCUGGGUAUUCCCAAGAAGCAAAAGGCUGUAGUCUAUGACCAGCCUGGCACCAACUCCACAAAGAUUGAGGAGAUUGAUGUGCCUGAGCCUGGCCCCGGUGAAGUCCUUAUCAAUCUGACGCACUCGGGUGUUUGUCAUUCUGACUACGGUGUCAUGACAAAUAGCUGGUCGUCGCUUCCACUUCCUGCCCCGGCAGGACAGGUGGGCGGUCAUGAAGGAGUGGGCAAAGUGGUCAAGUUCGGCCCUGGAGCGGAAGAAUCGGGCCUGAAAAUCGGAGACAGAGUGGGUGUCAAAUGGGUCUCGAGCGCUUGUGGCAAUUGCCAACCAUGCCAGGCCGGCUCUGAUGGGCUCUGUUUCAAACAGAAGAUCUCGGGAUACUUUUCCCCCGGCACAUUCCAACAAUACACAGUCGGCCCAGCAAACUAUGUAACUCCGAUUCCCGACGGCCUCGCCUCGGAAGAGGCAGCCCCCAUGCUCUGCGCUGGCGUCACAGUAUAUGCGGCACUCAAGCGCAGUCACGCACGGCCAGGACAAUGGGUGGUGAUCUCCGGCGCCGGCGGCGGGCUGGGACACAUCGCAGUGCAGCUGGCCAGUCGAGGCAUGGGCCUGCGCGUCAUCGGCAUCGACCACGGUAGCAAAGAAGCACUCGUCAAGGAGUCCGGCGCAGAGCACUUCGUGGACAUCACCCAGUUCCCCACAGACGACAAGGGCGAGGCCAUCGCCGCGCACGUCCAAUCACUGGCCGAUGGUCUGGGAUCCCACGCCGCCAUCGUCUGUACGGCCUCGAACGCAGCGUACGCCCAGGCCCUCCUUAUGCUGCGCUUCAACGGCACCCUCGUUUGUGUCGGCGUCCCGGAGCACAGCCCCCAGCCCAUUGCGACUGCGUUCCCUGGCUUCAUCCUGGAGAAGCUUGCGACGAUCACCGGUUCGGCCGUUGGAAAUCGCACAGAAGCCCUUGAGACGUUGGAGUUUGCCGCUCGAGGUAUCAUCAAGGCACAUGUGCGGACGGAGAAAAUGGACGCUUUGACAAGUAUCUUCCAGGAGAUGGCUGAGGGGAAGCUGCAGGGAAGAGUGGUACUUGAUCUAUCCUAG
Messenger RNA from Aspergillus clavatus NRRL 1, 1101 nucleotides. Its product is annotated as zinc-dependent alcohol dehydrogenase. Gene Ontology annotation, molecular function: zinc ion binding; oxidoreductase activity. Bases 1 to 1101 code for a protein of 366 amino acids. The transcript is spliced from 4 exons. The record is from RefSeq and is a predicted model, not a curated record. NCBI's taxonomy places the organism in Eukaryota, Fungi, Ascomycota, Eurotiomycetes, Eurotiales, Aspergillaceae.